CUGGCGGGGGAGGAGCCCAACCGCGAGCAGCGGCUCUGGCGGUCGUGGCGGUCGGAGGUCCGAGAGCGCUGCUCCUCUGGAGGACACGCGUCUGUACGCACUGGUCUACACCUGACAGUCACUGGAAUGCUACUACAGGCUUUAGAAGAAAGUGAAACUAAUUUUAAAGGCCCCUUAUUCUUUCUGUUACCUGCCUGCUGAAGUGGAAAGAAAUCUCCCUAUUCCUUUGUUGUGAACUGAUUUGACCUUCCCAUCUCCAAAAGGUGUGCAGGGAGUAGGAGCCUUUCCACUCGAGCCCCAGCUGUACUGGAAACCCUCCUAAGUCACAGCAAUGGGUCAGGAAUCUAGCAAGCCUCUAUGGCUCAAGCCCGCAGGAGGGUAUCAGUCCCAGACAGGUAGGAGGUAUGGAAGAAGGCAUGCUUAUGUCAGUUUCAGGCCAUCCAUGAGCCAGCACGAAAGGAUUUCCAGCCAGAGAAACACAACAUCUGAACUCCCGAUGCACAGAUCAGACUCUAGUCAAACCACCAAGAGGAGCCGAUCGCCAUUUUCCAGCAGUCAUCAUCGUUGGGAUGACAGUGAGAACUCAGGAAGCAGCCUGAAUGUUGAUAAUGAGGACUGUUCCAGGUACCUGCCAAGAGAGUACAGGGCUCCCGGUAGCAGAAGAGGAAUGGCUUAUGGACAUAUUGACUCUUUCAGGGCAGAGGAUAGUGAGGAGGAGGGGGCUGGGCCUUUGGAGCGAGUACGAGUGAGAGAGAAAACUGGCAAGUUCAAAGAUGAUAAGCUGUAUGACCCAGAGAAAGAGGCGAGGUCUUUGGUUGGGGUGUCCCCCCAGUUCUCUAGUUUGAAUCAUGAUGUGACACAGGAUCUUGACAAGCUAGACCCAGCCCCUGCAGUGACACGCUGUGCUGGCAGAGCUGAGUUCCUGCAGCAAAAGGGCAUGGCUCUUCAGAUCUCUGCUGCUGACAGCAAGGUAGCUGCACAAGGUAACAGCCUGGAGAAGGAGAAACCAGAGCAGAAUUUACCUGUGCAUCCCAGCAGGGCUCCUGUGAGUAUUUAUGGUGGGGGGGGGAAUACCCCAAAGGGUGCAGAGGAACCAGUGGUGAGGCCCAAAAUCAGGAAUCUGGCUAAUCCAAACUGCAUGAAACCAAAAAUAUUUUUUGAUACUGAUGAUGAUGACGAUAUGCCACACAGUACUUCCAGGUGGAGGGAUACUGCCAGCACUGGUGAUCGCCACCUGGGCAACCUGGCAAGAAGAGGCAGAGGUGAGAAUUCCAGUGGUUACUUUGAGCUAAAGUACCCUGAAGACAAGAGGGAAUUCAGGAAUAAUCAAAUGAAGCCAGAAAAGAUGCCGAGAUGGCAACGGACCAUGGCUGACCAAGACUUCUGGAUGUUCAGUGACGAUUACUACAAAUACUGUGAUGAAGACUCUGACAGUGACAAAGAGUGGACUACUGCUUUGCAUCACAGGUAUGGAGGCUGGGAGAAAAACCUGUCAUCCAGUGGUGAAAGCUGGGAGACUCUGCUUGGGAAAGAAGAGCAUGAACCUGAGCCAGCCAGAGUGAAUGUCAGUGCCAGUGCUAGCCCCAUUGGUAGGGCCGCCACCGGCAGCCAUGGCAGCCCGGAACUUGGAGGAGUUGGAGGACUAUCUCUUCAGGAAGAUGCACGGGCAUCACCAGGAGAAAGACAAGUCUCUUGGCUCCAGUACAAUGAAAAAGAAAGCAGCAGCGAGGGGGAUAAUGAUUCUAGUCAGGAGGUUCUACAGCCUGGGGGAUUCAUGCUGGACGGCAACAACAACCUUGAAGAUGACUCUAGCGUAAGUGAAGACCUAGAAGUGGAUUGGAGCCUCUUUGAUGGCUUUGCAGAUGGCUUGGGGGUGGCCGAAGCCAUCUCCUAUGUGGAUCCUCAGUUCCUCACAUACAUGGCACUUGAAGAACGCCUGGCCCAGGCAAUGGAAACGGCCCUUGCACACUUGGAAUCUCUUGCAGUGGACGUGGAGGUGGCCAAUCCACCAGCAAGCAAGGAGAGCAUCGACAGUCUCCCUGAGAUCCUGGUCACUGAAGAUCACAGCGCAGUGGGGCAAGAAAUGUGUUGCCCCAUAUGUUGCAGUGAAUAUGUGAAGGGGGAGGUAGCAACUGAGUUGCCGUGCCACCACUAUUUCCACAAGCCAUGUGUGUCCAUCUGGCUUCAGAAGUCAGGCACCUGCCCGGUGUGCCGCUGCAUGUUCCCUCCCCCCCUCUAAGACCAAGACUCUUCACCCCUGGUCUUCUCAUUUUCCCCAUCUGAAAUCCACAGUACUGCAGGGGCCAUCUCAAAAUUAACAAUUGAAAUGAAACUAAUCACUCCACUCAUCCACUACUUGAUUGAUUGUGAUCAUUUUCAAUGUGAAACGGUUGUGUAUGAUUACUUUAAAAAUCAUACUGUCUUUUAGAGUUCAGAAAGGAAAAAAAAACUAAACAUUCUAAAUGCUACCUGAGAUGGUGGUAAGAUCCUAACAUUUCCUAACCUGAACAUUGAAAUUGGAUGCAUUUGUUUCUUCAGUAGAAUAUGUUGCUGUUAAUUGUAACAUCAAGUUUAUCUGUUAAAUAUGUCCAAAAGGCUUCACUAUUUCUGUUGCAUGUUGUGGGUUAAUGUUCCUGUAAUUGCAGUGCAGUAAAAGCUUAUUAAAGUUCUUCUUUUGGUUUUAUAUGGUACAGUGGAAUUGUUUGGUUUUGUCAAAAACAAUGGUAUUAAGUGACUUUUUAAUGGAUGCCUUGUAUUUGCAUCAAAAUAGGGUUUUUGGUAUUCCCAAAUAAGUAGAAAAACUUUCAUUCUACUGGAAAUGCUGACUCUGACAACAGCAAAAAAUUAAGGGUAAUUAUUUCUAAAAGUAGAAAUAAAGUGCAUGGUUAUCAAACUACUGUGGGGCAAAGGCUGCAUACAGAAUACUCUGUCCGUCUAUGGGAAGGAGAGAAACGAGAAAGCAUGGUGAAAUGAAAGAACAAUGGUAGGAGUAAAUCAAAACUGCAUGUAGGAGUGAAGGAGUUAAAAUCCCCUUUGAGAAAGCAGACACUCCCAGAGGGAAUGGUUAAAAAACAUAAAGCUCUAUGCAGGUUAUACACCUUAACACAGUGAUACAAAAAGAAUAGAAAAAUACAUGCCAGACAAGUGCUGAGGAAAAUAUUUAGGCACCCACUUACACAGAGUGAACAGGCCGUAACAUUUGGCCACGUUGGCUUCAGAUCUCUCUCUCAAUUUCUCUCUCUUUUUCUCUCUCCAAUAAAGAGACUAUUUUAGGUACAAAUGAAGUUCCUCACCUGUCAUAUUUACCUUUCUCUAAGAGGUAAGAACUAGCCAGGAAAUGGUGUCUUCUUGUCUGUUUUUAGACAUGUAUGUGUGUAUGUAUAUGUACAUAUGUAUGUAUAUUUUUGUAUAUAGGUAUGUGUGUGUGUAUCCAACAUAGAAUGUUUCUGUUUUUUAAAUAGACAUAAUUGAUAGAAUGUGUGCAUUGUUUUGCAACUUGAUUUUUUCACUCAACAUGGUUUUUGAGAUUGAGCCAUUUUCAUACAUGUUGAUCUAGUUCAUGCAUUCAUAACUGCUGUAUACUAAAUACUCAGUUGUGUGAGUUACCACAAUUUAUUUAUGUGUUCCCUAUUGGUGGACACUUAGGUUCUUCCCAGUAUUUUGUGGCAAUGAACAUAUUUAAGAGCUGUCUCCAUGGGCACGUGUGAGUUUCUCUAUAUACAGAGAUGAAAUUUCUGGACUUUACUUAGGGUUGGAGGUAAAAUUUUGUGGUCUUAGGGUCUGAGCAUCUUCAUCCAAACUAGAUACUGCUAAACUGCUUUCCAAAGUAUCCACAUUUAUGUCCCUCCCAACAGUUUCUGAGAGCUGUUUUCAGCUCCAGCAGCCUGGAUAUCAUUAAUGUUUCAUGUUCAACCUCACUGGCAAUUUGUGACAUGGAAAUUAACACAACAAUGAAACGUUUUCUGAUUGUGUCCAUCAGAAAGCAAUGAUUUUGCUUUGUGAUAAUAUCUAGUUUGGGCUAGGAGCAGAAGAAAUGGGAGCACUCCUGCUGUUGGUGUGAAUGUAAACCAUAGCAGUCUUUUUGGAGAGCAGUUUGAGGAAUAACUAUCUUUCAAAAUCUAAAGUGGGGCCUGUCCUUCAGCCUGCCUUAAAAUACUUUGGUAAUGUGACUUAAUACUAUGCAGUAGUUAAAACUAUACAUACUGGCAUGGGAAGAUUUCCAGGAUAUAAGUAAAAAAA
Phyllostomus discolor (pale spear-nosed bat) is the source of this 4239-nucleotide messenger RNA. RefSeq names its product praja ring finger ubiquitin ligase 1 (gene PJA1). The record is from RefSeq and is a predicted model, not a curated record. The transcript has 2 exons. Bases 332 to 2239 code for a protein of 635 amino acids. NCBI's taxonomy places the organism in Eukaryota, Metazoa, Chordata, Mammalia, Chiroptera, Phyllostomidae.